This is a messenger RNA of Lynx canadensis (Canada lynx), 4272 nucleotides long. It is a transcript of the gene NOX5, whose product is annotated as NADPH oxidase 5. The record is from RefSeq and is a predicted model, not a curated record. Gene Ontology annotation, molecular function: superoxide-generating NAD(P)H oxidase activity; calcium ion binding. Gene Ontology annotation, biological process: superoxide anion generation; defense response. Gene Ontology annotation, cellular component: NADPH oxidase complex; plasma membrane. Lineage: Eukaryota; Metazoa; Chordata; Mammalia; Carnivora; Felidae.
AGUGAACUGUGGGUUCCUCGAUGCAGGCUGCCAUACAGACCACAGCCUCUCUGGGACCUGUGGUCUAGAAAACAGGAGAAAGGAUGAGCACACCAGGAGACCCAGCCCAACCAGACCUUGAAAGUUGCAGAGGCACCAUGAGUGCCGAGGAGGACGCCAAGUGGCUUCAGUGGGUGACACACCAGUUUUGAGACCAUUGCGGGAGAAGCCGGGAGAUCAACCUGCAAGAAUUCAAAACAGCCUUGAAUGUGAAAGAGUCCUUCUUUGCCGAGAGAUUCUUCGCCCUGUUUGACUCCGAUGGAAGUGGCACCAUCACGCUCCAGGAGCUGCUGGAGGCGCUGACCCUGCUCAUCCACGGCAACCCCAUGGACAAACUCAAAUUCCUCUUCCAGGUGUACGACGUUGACGGUAAGGGCUCUUAGGGGGCGGGGGCAGCGGCUCCAUCGGACGCGGAUGAGCUGCGCACCGUGCUGCAAUCGUGCAUGCGCGAGAGCGCCAUCUCGCUGCCAGACGAGAAGCUGGACCAGCUGACGCUGGCGCUCUUCGAGUCGGCCGACAAGGACAACAACGGCGCCAUCACCUUCGACGAGCUCCGGAACGAGCUGCAGCGCUUCCCCGGGGUCAUGGAAAACCUGACCAUCAGCGCCGCCCACUGGCUGACGCCCCCUGCCGCCCGGCCGCGCAGUCGCCGUCCUCGCCCUCUGACCUCCGCCUACUGGCACAACCACCGCAGCCACCUGCUCUGCCUGGCCGCCUACGCGGGCCUCCACGUGCUGCUCUUCACUCUGGCGGCCUGCGCGCACCGGGCCCUGGGCGCCAGCGUCAUGGUGGCCAAGGGCUGCGGCCAGUGCCUCAACUUCGACUGCAGCUUCAUCGUGGUGCUGAUGCUCAGACGCUGCCUCACUUGGCUGCGGGCCACGUGGCUAGCUCAGGUCCUGCCGCUGGACCAGAACAUCCAGUUCCACCAGCUCAUGGGCUGGGUGGUGGUUGGGCUCUCCCUUGUGCACACCGUGGCCCACGUUGCGAACUUCGCGCUCCAGGCUCAGUCCGGGGCCAGCCCCUUCCGGUUUUGGGAACUGCUGCUCACCACGAGGCCCGGCAUUGGCUGGGUCCGUGGCUCCGCCUCCCCGACCGGAGUGGCGCUGCUGCUGUUGCUGCUCCUUAUGUUUGCCUGCUCCAGCUCCUGCAUCCGAAGGAGCGGCCACUUUGAGGUGUUCUAUUGGACCCAUCUGUCCUACCUCCCCAUGUGGAUCCUGCUCAUUGUGCACGGGCCCAGCUUCUGGAAGUGGCUGCUGGUCCCUGGCAUCUUGUUCUUGGAGAAGGCCAUCGGGCUAGCGGUGUCCCGCAUGGCAGCCCUGUGCAUCGUGGAAGUCAAUCUCCUUCCCUCCAAGGUCACCCAUCUGCUCAUCAAGCGGCCCCCUCUGUUCCACUAUAGGCCGGGCGACUACCUGUAUCUGAACGUCCCCACCAUUGCGCGUUACGAGUGGCACCCGUUCACCAUCAGCAGCGCGCCGGAGCAGAAAGACACCAUCUGGCUACACGUCCGGUCCCAAGGGCAGUGGACAAACAGGCUGUAUGAGUCCUUCAAGACAUCAGACCCUGUGGACUCCAAACGGCUGUCAAGGAGUUUGAGGAUGAGAAGGAGCCAGAGGAAGCCCCAGAGUUUUCAGUGCCAGCCCGUCCAGUCCGGAGCCGCGGUGCAGGGAGCUGUGGCCUCCAGCAAGGAUGUCACCGUGGAGCUGACAUCCUACAGGCCCAGGGGGACUCCGCAGCAUGGGGACCCAGGCCCGGUGCCCACAGGGACAGAGGAAUCGGCUCAGGCACAGCGGAGAACCACGUCUGAGUGGGGUCUGGUGUCCGAGAUGUCCUCUGAGAACCAUCUGUUUUGCAACAUCAAGUGCUAUAUCGACGGCCCUUACGGAACCCCCACCCGCAGGAUCUUUGCCUCUGAGCAUGCGGUGCUCAUCGGAGCAGGCAUCGGCAUCACCCCCUUCGCUUCCAUCCUGCAGAGCAUCAUGUACAGGCACCAGAAGAGGAAGCACAUCUGCCCCAGCUGCCAGCACUCCUGGAUGGACGACGUCCAGGAUGAGGACAUGAAGCUCCACAAGGUGGACUUCAUCUGGAUCAAUCGAGACCAGCGGUCUUUCGAGUGGUUUGUGAGCCUGCUGACCAAACUGGAGUUGGACCAGGCCGAGGAGACACGAGAGGGCCCCUUCCUGGAGCUGCAUAUGUACAUGACCUCUGCACUGGGCAAGAAUGACAUGAAGGCCAUUGGCCUGCAGAUGGCCCUCGACCUCCUGGCCAAGAAGGAGAAGAAGGACUCCAUCACGGGCCUCCAGACACGCACCCAGCCUGGGCGGCCUGACUGGAGGAAGGUGUUCCAGAAAGUGGCUGCUGAGAAGAAGGGCAAGGUGCAGGUCUUCUUCUGUGGCUCCCCAGCUCUGGCCAAGGUGCUCAAGGGCCAUUGUGAGCACUUCAGCUUCAGAUUCUUCCAAGAGAACUUCUAGCCUCACCUCUGCCAAACCCACCCCGCCAGCCGAUUUGAUCACAUUGCUUCUGUGCCCCACAGGGGCCAGCCUCAGAGGGCCUGCCUAGUCCUGCUCCACACCCGGCACAGGAGGGCCCAGGGGCAGAUGGACUUCCUUCAGGACCCAGGGGACAGGGCAGUGGCCUGCGCGGGGGCCGCUGUGCAUUCUGGGAUUGCUGAGAAACUGAUCAGACCCAAGGCGCCGCGGAGGGGGGUGCAGAGGGCGCUUGCCAGGCGACUGCUCCUCCCAAAGUCCUCGGAGGAAGCCUUCCCCUACAACAGUGGUCCCAGACCUGCCUAAUCAGCACAGUCAUUCAGGAUUUUAUCCCAACAUUUUCUUAUGAAAAUUUUCAAACAUCAGACAGCUAAAUGGAUCGUACAGUGAACGGGGUUCCCCAUUUGCUGGAUUCCUCCGUUAACAUGCCGCUGUAUUUGCUUUACUGCAUAUUAUCCGUCUGCCCCGUUCUGUCUCCACCCAUCAAUGCAUCUUGUCUUUCAGAUGCACUUCAAAGCACGCUUUGCUGCUCAGAGGAGCUUUCUUUCCACGCAGACUCCUGGGCCCCACUCCCAGAAAUUCUGAUUGCGAGGUUCUGGGGAUGAGACCUGGAAGGCAUAUUUUAUUACAAAUCCAUUCAUUCCCUUAGGAAGAGAUAAGCAGCUUAUUUCCACUUCUCUCUAGGUCACUGUCUCCCCAUCUGUGUCCCUUUGCCGUCCCCCGCCUUUCUCUUCCUGCCUCUCUCUGCCUCUCCCCUGCAUGUGUCCCUCCGUGCCCCUCCCUUGUUCCACAUGUCAGUUUCUCCCUUCUCUCCAUGCAUGGAGUCAUUAGAGAAAUAGGAAGGUGACAGUCUGGGGGGGAGGGGGCGGGGGACAUGGCAAGGCUGUGUGCCUGGACACUGGGUAGGUGGCUCCCAGAAGCUCAGUUCAGACACGGCCCAGCGAUGUAGCCCUGGGAACCCCUCUGAGUCGGAUUCUUCAUCUGAAAAAUGGCGCCCCCGGUCACAGUUGCUGUGAGAGUAAGAGGAGACAUCACCAUCCGUACUGUCCCUACUCAGGACACGUGUCUUCCCUCCCUGCCCGUCUCUUUAUCUCGGCAUCUUCUCGUGGCCCCUUCUGUCACUGUGUGGCCAGAGUACCUGGCAGAAACAGCAAAUGCCAAAGUUCUCCUAGAAGACACUUUGUGGAAGGGAGGCCCUGGGCUGAGGGCAAGGGAGGGUGGGCUGGCCUCACCCCCUCGGAUCUGAGCUGUUUUCCGCCUGCCCCGCACAGCAAGCCCCCGUGAACCCCACAGUUCCUGGGAGUCCUCCAUGUUGCGGCCUGCCCUUCUAGUUCUCUCUCUUCCGUGAGAGCCUAAAACCCUCCUCUCCAAAGCUGCCUUCCAGGGGUCCGGCACGUUCCCAUGGAAAGUGCUUUUCUUUCGUGUGGGUCGGAAGACCCCGAGGGAGAACAGGUAAAGGAGCUGGGUGACACCCGUGACGAUGACACCCCUUAUAAAAGGUCUGGGCAUCCAGGGAGGGAGCUGGGACACAGGUGGGGGGGGUGUGCAGCAGCUGAGCGGAGAAGACGAUGGAGGCAUCACAUGGGUGACAAGGAAACAAAGCAGGUGGGAAAAGUUCUCUUCACAAAGCAGCCACCGAGAGAAGGGGAUGGUGGCUGAAGGAGUUGAAGGGCCCACUGGGGGAGAGGGCAGUAUGCUCCGUGAGGACUGAGGCAGACAGGAGGUGAGGGGCAUGAUCCCGGAAGCAGGA